Molecule: messenger RNA, 1200 nt
Organism: Staurois parvus
Lineage: Eukaryota; Metazoa; Chordata; Amphibia; Anura; Ranidae
Source: the annotation of a GenBank genome assembly
UGGCAAGACCCAUCCAAUGGGCCCGUCACAGAUGGCAGCAAGUCGCACAAACAGAGAAACAGCAGCAAUGAAACCCAGAGGUGUGCCUCAGUGCCACAAUCAUGCCUAAACUUCUGCAGAAAUACCGACACGGGGAGCGCCACUCCUAAACAUAGGGUUGUUGUCCCAUACCUGGAUCAGUUCAGGGAUGAGUAUGAAAAGCUAACUAAAGGCUAUAAGAACAACAAGAUCCGAACCACUAAUUACACUCUACUGAACUUCAUACCACGGAACCUAUUCGAACAAUUCCACAGAGCAGCCAACCUGUACUUCCUUUUUCUGGUCUUCUUGAACUGGGUGCCACUGGUGGAAGCUUUCCAGAAGGAGAUCACUAUGCUCCCCCUGCUCGCCGUCCUCACCAUCAUCGCUAUCAAAGAUGGACUGGAAGACUAUAGAAAGUAUAAGCUGGACAAGGUCAUCAACCAUUUGUUGACUCAGGUGUACUGUAGGAAGGAGAAGAAAUAUGUAGAGUGCUACUGGAAAGAUGUUAAGGUGGGGAAUUUUGUCAAGCUCCAUUGUGACGAGGUUAUCCCUGCUGACAUGGUGCUGCUACACUCCUCAGAUCCCGAUGGGAUUUGUCAUAUAGAGACAUCGAGCCUUGAUGGAGAAACAAACCUGAAACAGAGGCAGGUGGUGAAAGGAAGUGUCAUGGAUUGUGAGUUUGAGCCUGAGAAGUUUUCAAGCAGAAUACAGUGUGAAAUGCCCAACAGUGACAUUGGCAGGUUCAAGGGAUUCCUUGAAAGGCCACAUUCAGACAAGGAAAAAAUCGGACUGAAUAAAGAAAACCUUUUACUGAGAGGAUGCGUUGUGAGGAAUACAGAAGCUGUCAUUGGUAUUGUAGUAUAUGCAGGACAUGAGACAAAAACAAUGCUAAAUAACAGCGGACCAAGAUACAAGCGCAGUAGACUGGAGAGACAGCUUAACUCAGAUAUAUUGUGGUGUGUUCUCCUUUUGUUGACAAUGUGCCUGGUUGGAGCAAUUGGGCAUGGGAUCUGGCUGAUGCAUUUUCCUGAACCUCCAAUUUUUAGCAUUCCCGAACCCAGCGGAGCGCACACCCCUCCAGCACUGGCUGCCUUUUACAUGUUUUGGACAAUGAUAAUCCUACUGCAGGUGUUGAUUCCAAUCUCCCUCUACGUCUCUAUUGAAAUUGUUAAACUGGGG